AGUUGGAGAGAUUUGGAGUUUCUGAAGCUUCCGAGGAUGGCGAAUAAACAUUUCUUCCAGCCUCUUCUUCCUGGCUUCCACAGCCACUUGACAAUUCCUGUAGCUUUCUUCUCAAAGUAUAUCAAAGGAACAAAUGAGCAAAAGACUUCGGCGAAGCUGAGAUCAGAUGCGUCGAAGAUGACAUGGGAAGUGAAGAUAGAAGACGGCCGGAGAAUAACUGAUGGUUGGAAAGAGUUCGCUCUGGCACAUGAUCUUCGAGUCGGUGACAUUGUCAUUUUCAGACAAGAGAAAGACAUGGCUUUCCACGUGGCACUGUUCGGACCCAGUUGCUGUGAGAUUCAAUAUGAGCCUUGUUUUGACGACAAGAACAAGCUCGAUAAAAUUCCAAAGAAGAAGAAUCCAAAAAGAGAAGCAGAGUCUUCUUCCUGCUUUGUGGCUAAUGUCUCGCCUUCGACACUACGCGAUGACUCACUGAAUCUUCCACGUAGCUUUGCGAGAGCAAAUGGUUUAGACACAAGAUGUGGUGAGAUUGUUCUGAUGAACGAGAAGGGUACAUCAUGGACUUUAGCUUUAAAACAAAAGCAAUGUGGAACUACUUACAUCAGAAGAGGGUGGAGAAGUUUCUGUAGUGACAAUGGACUUAAAGCUGGAAGUUUCUUCACAUUCAAACUGUUUCUUCCAGUACCCUUCACGGAAUUACAUUGCAUCACAGUUGAAACUAAAAUGAGUUUGUUGGAUCAAAACGGUGUGAAGUGGUCUACGAAACUGCGUUCUGAAGGUAAAAAAUUAACAUUGGUAGGAGGCUGGAAGGAUUUCUUCAAAGCUAACCGUGUGAAGACUGGUGAAUCUUUCAUGUUGAAGCUGAUUUGGGAAGAAGACACAAGCUGUGUUCUUAAGUUCUGCUCCAAGGGGUAA
This is a messenger RNA of Thlaspi arvense, 915 nucleotides long. Lineage: Eukaryota; Viridiplantae; Streptophyta; Magnoliopsida; Brassicales; Brassicaceae. The record is from the annotation of a GenBank genome assembly.